ACUUUGGUAUUUGGGCUGCAGACUGUCUACAUCUCAGUGAGGGGGGAGAGAUUAGCACAGCAAAGUUAUGGGAGGAUUGUUUUCAAGAGCUCCUCCAGUAAAAUUGCUUGAUGCACCAUGGAGGAAGCACUUUAACUGGGGAAAUAAAGAGGACGAUCUACAGUAUGUGAACAGCUACAAGCCUCAGACUAAAGAACAGCAGCUCAGGAUUCUUCUACAAGGCCCAGUUGGAGCUGGAAAGUCCAGUUUCAUCAACUCUGUUAAAAGUGUCCUACAGAACAGAGCAUGCAGACAGGUCUCCUGUCCGAAGCACCUCCCAUUCAUCUUGCACAAAAAAGCUUUAGGGGAGUAUAAAGCCUUCAAGAUCCAAAAGGGAGACUCAAACUGCUAUUACCCUUUUGUCUUGAAUGACAUGGCGGGACUGAACGCCAGCAGCAGAAAAAUCAGACAGUUGCAUGUGAAGGACGUCAAACGGGCCCUGAAGGGACACAUCAAAGAAGGUUACAGGUUCAAUCCUGAACGUAAACUGUCCAAAGAUGACCCACACUACAACAGCAGUCCUUCAGACAGCGACAAAGUGCACAUUCUGGUUUUUGUCGUUGAUGCCAGCACUAUACCUAACAUGAAGCAAGAGGACAUGGAGGUAAUCGAGGACAUCAGAGAUGAAGCAGAUGAAAUGGAGGUCCCACAAAUAGUCCUUUUCACCAAAGUUGAUGAGGCCUGUCCGAAGAUCAGCAGAGAUAUCAGGAACGUCUACAAAGCGUAUCUCUAA
Messenger RNA from Maylandia zebra (zebra mbuna), 772 nucleotides. The record is from RefSeq and is a predicted model, not a curated record. NCBI's taxonomy places the organism in Eukaryota, Metazoa, Chordata, Actinopteri, Cichliformes, Cichlidae.